This is a messenger RNA of Porites evermanni, 3641 nucleotides long. Lineage: Eukaryota; Metazoa; Cnidaria; Anthozoa; Scleractinia; Poritidae. The record is from the annotation of a GenBank genome assembly.
AUGGUUUUGCAGGAUAACAUUCGUGUGGCAGCUGGAGGCUGCGUUGGAUCGUUAGCUCUCAUUGUACCUGAAGCCGAGCUAGAAUCUAUCAUCAGUGAUCAGCUUAUAGGUAUGACAUGUUUACAAGUACAGUUAGCACAAACAAUCAAAGACAACAGAGUGUCGUCAUUACCACAAUCACAAAGUGCGAGAUAGUGUCUAACGUAACAGACGGACACAGGAUAUAUCGGGCAAGUUUAUAACGUAACGAACGCACACAGAAAAGAGCUGGCUUGUCUCUAACAUAAUGAAUGCACACAGAACGUAGCGAGCUAGUUAAAAACGUAACGAACGCACACUGAUAUAUACUGAUCAUAGAGGGCUAGUGUCUAACAUAGUAGACGCACACAGGACAUAGUGAGCUAGGUUUUAACGUAACGAACGCUCACAGUACAGAGCGUGCUAAUGUAUAACGUAACAGCAAAAGAGAACGGUGCGCUAGUCCUUAACUAAACAAUGAAUCAAAGUACGGAGCGCGCUGGUUUAUAACGUAACAGGGACACAUAGGACAGAAUGCUACAGUGGUAUCGUGACAGUUAAACAUACAACAGAGCGAGCUAAUGUAUAAAUUAACAGUGAUCAUAGAAGAGAUCAACAAUGAAACAGAACAGAUGGCGCUAAUGUAUAAAUUACAUUACUUCCCACAGUAAACGACCCCACCGUUGAUUGGACCGUAAGACAUGGUCACGCUAUUGCUCUGUCAGCGGUCUUACAUGAUGCUGUGGAGAGAAUAGUGGCCCAGGGCCUUUAUGAUGUUGUUACUGACGCCGCCGUGGAACACGCUAUGACAGACAGGGUGAGUAAUGAGUUUGAACGAAGGCGGAGGGCGCCUCGUAGAAAAGAAAAACAACUUAAGUAGUUAUGCAAGGUUACACCACUUUUAACGUGUUUGGAAAGUAUAGGAAGAAUACAAGAUGUGUUUUUGUGGUAACCGAUGAGGACACGCCCUUGAUUUUGCCUCUCUCUUGUUGGUUGAAAGUGUCCUAUAUUCAGGUAGUUAACGCAUCAUCUCAGCCGUAUAUGCAUUUGGUUUGUAAAUUUUGUUAACUUUGGGUGAGUGAGUAUGUUAGGGAGGAAGGGAGGGAAUGAUUGAACGAACGAACGAACAACCCAAAGAACGAACGAUUACGCAGAAUUUUACGAUUAGACACUGAUUCAUAUCGCUCUACGGUUAUCCAUUGUAAAAGAGGUAUCCAUAUUAGAGCAACUUUUACCCUCGAGAAAUUUCCACUCUUAGAGAGAAGUGACCGCUUUUCAGAGAAGUCUACAGAAGUAAUAGUUGUGUCCAUGUUAGAUGGGCGUGGCAGUAUAGGGGUGUCCCUCUGGGAGGGAGUUUCCUCGGUGGGGAGAGUUGACUGGUGAAACGUCAGAAAGAAGAGAAAGAAAAGUGAAUGUUAAUAAUAGAUGACUGAUUAGGUUUGCUUUCUCAACAAAUAUUGCAUCCAUGUGUACUGUAUUUGUUUUUCUAGAUCCCUAUCUGCAGUUCCGGCGUGCGAUCUCUCGGCUACAUUCUCGCGCACUCAGUAGUUCAGUGCGAGUCACCACCACCGCAGGUUUUGGAAACACUUUUCAAGGUAUACAUACAAACAAAAAAGUAAUUCAUUGUUCAAGUCAUUAGUAGGUUCCUUUCUCCUUUAGUAACGGUAAAAAUAAAAAUCAUUAUUUUACGUCGUUAACUCAUGAGAGUACUUAAUCUGUCAAACUUGAGUACGACUGUUCCCUUUUUUAAUCCCCUUUCUCCAUCAGCACUCUGUUUUACGGUUAUUUUAAACUAAUACUAUAUACGGAAAGGCAAAAAGUCGAAACAAGGAUUUAAGGUCACACCUGAGAAUCGAACGUGAAACUUCAGGCAAAGAAGGCUGCGCACUAACCGACUGUGCUAAUUCUUGCUCCUUAAGGUAGAUUUCCACUGUCGCGUAAUUUUUACUUGCGUACGCGCAUAAAUAAAAUAGAGACAAUGUAUGGAAGGUCACGCGCAUACGUAAAAGUUGAACCUCGCUCAACUUUUACGUUUACGCGUGGCCUUUCAUACAUUGUCUCUAUUUCAUUUACCCUCGUAAAUUUUACAUAUCAAGCCUGUCCUGCUCCUGUCCUGUUUUUCAACUGUACUGAGGGUCCCCAAUAGAACUUUUCGGGAUCCGGGAUUUGCCUCAUCUGAAGAUGAUCGAGAUCACGGGAUUGGUUCGGGAUAAUAGAAUUGAAGAACCCUAUUGGGGACCCUCUGUACUCGCAGCCAUAAUUUCGUGAUUUGUGUCCAUGGCGUUUCACAUUAGCACCUCGUGAAACCAUUAUUUUAACAAUUUGUUUCUAGAUGCUACAAGAUGGCUCAAACGAUAUUAAAAUGCUAGCGUCCGCGUCUAUAAAGCACGGGGCGCGCGCGAGCUCUGCACCAUUGGACAGCGCGCUUCUGAAGAUGUUAAUUCCAGCGCUUCUCGGAUCUUGCAAGGAAAAGAAUACCGCAGUAAAGGCUGCUGCUGAGUCCGCGCUCAUGUAUGUACUGCGGCUACGAGAUGGCGAGUCAACACUUCAGGUAAAAGUAUCCAGUUUUUUUCCUUUCGAUUUCUAUUUGAAAAUAUGCUUGAAGAGCCAACUUUGCUAAAACCUUAAUCCUAGUCUUUCGCUCUUUCUAAUGUUUGAUAGUAAAAAGGUACAAUCACAAUUGAAAACAGUUGCAGUUACAGUUAAACCUCCCAUAAGUGACCAGCCAAUGUAAGAAAAUUUUGAGGUCGCUUGCUGGAGGUGACCGCUUACGAGAAUCGAACCAUUAUUAUUAUUAUUAUUGUUAUCAUUAUCAUUAUCAUUAUCAUUAUCAUUAUCAUUGUAAUUAUCAUUAUCAUUAUCAUUAUCACUGUCAUUGUCAUUGUAAUUAUCAUUAUCAUUAUCAUUAUCACUAUCAUUGUCAUUGUAAUUAUCAUUAUCACUGUCAUUGUCAUUGUAAUUAUCAUUAUCAUUAUCAUUAUCAUUAUCAUUAUCAUUGUCAUUGUAAUUAUCCUUUUCAUUAGCAUUAUCAUUAUCAUUAUUAUUAUCAUUCAUUAUCAUUGUCUUUGUCAUCAUUUUUAUUUUAUUUUUUCUCUAUAAGGCGGACACCGCCCUAAAUUGGACACCUUGAGUUACUCUCUGCUGAUCUUCAGUUAUUUUCUUUGAUUCUCUAUGAGGCUAAGACCUCCCUAAAACGAACACCUAGAAUUGGUCCCUGUCGUUUUUCAGUUAUUUUCUUUGACUCUCUACAUGACAGACACUCUCGAUGGUAGAUGCUGAUCCCGACAUUGUCGAACUCAGAGUUAAUUGUAAAUAGAUAUUAGAGCGGUUUUCACUUGACUGUCGUAAAACCAAAACCAAAGUAAAUACACUAGCCAACCAAAGGGUGUAGUAAAACCAAAACCAAAACCAAAACCAAUCCCUUUCGACAGUCAAGUGAAAACCGCUCUACAAUAAAACUUACAAAUGUGUUGGAUUUGUUUCAGACGUGUUGCCGUAUGUUCGAUGCCAGCACAGCAGAGAGCAUACAAGAUCUGUGUCGGCGUUCGUUACGUCGCUUAGCAACACAAGACAGUGACGAUGACGAGUUGGAAUCGUAUUUCUCGUCAGUAGACCAAGGAUGA